Tachysurus fulvidraco (yellow catfish) is the source of this 1623-nucleotide messenger RNA. RefSeq names its product endothelial cell-specific molecule 1 (gene esm1). Bases 193 to 816 code for a protein of 207 amino acids. Gene Ontology annotation, cellular component: extracellular region. Lineage: Eukaryota; Metazoa; Chordata; Actinopteri; Siluriformes; Bagridae. The transcript has 3 exons. The record is from RefSeq and is a predicted model, not a curated record.
AAAGAACAAAUGCUGAUGUAAAUGCACUCAAUCUGGCAACCACGUGGUGGGCUAGAUUAAAACAUCCCACCCACACGAGCAUCCUCAGCAUCACUGACACCGGAUUGAGGAAACUGACGCGCCGGUUUUAAAGCGCGUGAACGUGUUGCGCUCGAGCUUUAUUCCAGUGUUCAUCCUCCAGCUCGUGCAGCCAUGAAGCAGCAGCAGCAUCUUCAUCAUCUUCAUAAUCAUCACCUCCAUCUUCUGCUUCUUCCUCCUCAUCAUCUGUUGCUCUUGGCCGUGCUCGUCGUGCUGGAGCCGCGCGAGUUGGCGGCGUGGGGCGCGAACGUGAAGUACGCGGUGAAUUGCCCCGAGCGGUGCGACCCCACACGCUGCGGCCUGCCUCGCUGCGCGCGCACUGUGCUGGACGACUGCGGCUGCUGCCGUGUGUGCGCCGCGCGCCGUGGUGAGCACUGCUACCGCACCGUGUCCGGAGCGCACGGCGUCAAGUGCGGCCCGGGCCUCUACUGCGACUUCUACAAGGACGAGGACGAGUACGGAGACGAGUACGGCGUGUGCAGAGACUGCAUGUACGGGACUUACGGGGUCGAGUGUCGUCAAACCUGUAACUGUAAGGCUGGAGGACUGUGUGACAGAGAGACAGGCGUCUGUCUCACCUUCAAAUUCUUCUCUAAAAUGACCAACGCGCUCAAGACACACGAGGGUAAUGAGGUGGCGUCAGGUGACGGAAACAACAACAACAACAGCAGCAGCAGCAACGCCGGAGAAGGACACACGGAGCGAUCGUCCACUCCGAAAUGGCUCGCACCUCGCUGACACGCACUCGCCUCCGUCUCGACUCGGACAGUCCGCAUGUAGCAUAAUAAAUUAAAAAGAAAUGACAGAGGGAUAUAUUUUAAUAUGUUUAAAAAAAUAGAUUCAUAUUCUAUCAAAGCUUUUCUUUUUUUUUCUACUCUAUUAUAUAAUGACUGGAUUUAACCGACCUGUUCUGUCUCUCAGACAACAUUUACACUACAUAGCUGUCCAGGUCUUAAUUCCGAUCGGUCAGAAGAUGUCGAUUAGUUUAUUAUAAAUCAUUUUCCCUCCAGGAUUUCACGAUUCCUCAGGAUUCACAGGAAUGAAUGCAAAUUCAAACCAACUCUUAUGAUAUCCUGAGAAAGUUUCUCUGUGAUUCUUAAAAAUGACGCAGAUUUUCCUCAGUCGUGUUACGAGACGCGCCGUGUGACGUCACAACGCUCGAUUUCCUCCUCCGUUCAGCACCGUAGGAAGUCUGAUUGAUAAACUGAUUGUGAUAUUAGAUUAGAUUAGACUAGAUUGUUUGUAUAGUAACAGCUCACUGAGAGGAAGUGGUACAUGCAUAACUGUUGGUAUGGUGAAGCUUUUCUGAUUGAGGAAAUGUUUGUUCAAAAUGGAUGGAAGGAGUCUCCAGUGUCGGUGCUCCGUAACGGUCGGAGGUGAAGCUGGAACUUUUCUGGGCUUUGGCAUGAAGAAUAUUUAUUGGAAACAGAGUCGAAAAGGAAUAAACAUAUCACUAAAACACCAGCUCUGUCAUAGAUAGAUAGAUAGAUAGAUAGAUAGAUAGAUAGAUAGAUAGAUAGAUAGAUAGAUAGAUAGAUAGAUAGA